This is a messenger RNA of Menidia menidia (Atlantic silverside), 1065 nucleotides long. NCBI's taxonomy places the organism in Eukaryota, Metazoa, Chordata, Actinopteri, Atheriniformes, Atherinopsidae. The record is from the annotation of a GenBank genome assembly.
AUGAUCCACGAGCUCUUGCUGGCUUUGAGUGGCUAUCCGGGGACAAUCUUUACGUGGAAUAAACGAACGGGUUUGCAGGUGUCCCAGGACCUGCCGUUCCUGCAUCCCAGUGAGACCAGUGUCCUGAACCGACUCUGCAAACUGGGCUCAGAUUACAUCCGCUUCACAGAGUUCAUAGAGCAACACACCGGCCAUGUCCAUCAGCAGGAACAUCACACAAGCCAGCCCAGCCAGACGGGACUCCAUGGGAUCUACUUGCGGGCGUUUUGCACGGGGCUGGACUCCAUGUUGCAGCCGUACAGACAGGCCCUGCUGGACCUGGAGCGGGAGUUCCUCGGAGAUCCACAUCUGACCAUAUCGCAUGUGAAUUACAAGCUUGAUCAGUUUCAGCUGCUGUUCCCCUCCGUCAUGGUGGUGGUGGAAACGAUCAAGUCCCAGAAGAUCCACGGCUGCCAGAUCCUGGAGACGGUGUACAAGCACAGCUGUGGGGGGCUGCCUCCGCUGGCGGCCUGGAUGCUGCACGGCCUGCUGCUGGACCAGAGCGAGGAGUUCUUCGUGAAGCAGGGCCCCAGCGCAGGGGGGGCCGCCGCCAACCAGGAGGAGGAGGAGGAGGACCUGGGCCUGGGGGGCCUGAGCGGGAAGCAGCUCAGAGAGCUGCAGGACCUGAGGCUGGUGGAGGAGGAGAACAUGCUGGCCCCCUCCCUGCAGCAGUUCUCUCUCAGAGCAGAGAUGCUCCCCUCCUACAUCCCCGUCCGCGUGGCUGAGAAGAUCCUGUUCGUGGGGGAGUCUGUGCAGAUGUUCGAGAACCACAACCACAGCCCGUCCAGAGCCGGCUCCAUCCUGAAGCACCAGGAGGACGCGUUCGCCGCCGAGCUGCACCGGCUCAAACAGCAGCCGCUCUUCAGCCUGGUGGACUUCGAGAACCUCAUAGACCGCAUCAGGAGCACUGUGGCCGAGCACCUGUGGACGCUGAUGGUGGAGGAGGCCGACCUGCUGGAGCAGCUGAAGGUUGGCCCCGCCCCCUGUCUCAGGCCCCGCCCCCUGGCCUUAUGCCCCGCCCACUCA